Messenger RNA from Salvelinus namaycush (lake trout), 387 nucleotides. It is a transcript of the gene tmem178bb, whose product is annotated as transmembrane protein 178B. Gene Ontology annotation, cellular component: membrane. Bases 1 to 387 code for a protein of 128 amino acids. The record is from RefSeq and is a predicted model, not a curated record. The transcript is spliced from 2 exons. NCBI's taxonomy places the organism in Eukaryota, Metazoa, Chordata, Actinopteri, Salmoniformes, Salmonidae.
AUGGCUGCUGGGAAGUUACUGCUCUACGCCGGCCUGUCCCUCUCUCUGUGCGCCCUAGGAAUGCUAGCAGUGGCAAUCUGUUCCGACCACUGGUACGAGACUGACGCGCGGAGGUAUCGGGAGCGCUGUCGGAGCUUCUCCAGCCGCAAGAACCCAGGCUUUAUCUACAUCCCCAACAACAGCCUCCCUCUGCGGGCUAGCCGCUCCAGACUGGACCGCUGGGAGGACAAGCUGCUCCUAGCCCGGAACAGAAGGCAGCUGUUCGCUAUGUCCGCCGCGGACGAAUGUAGCAGGCAGUACAACUCUACCAACAUGGGACUGUGGAGCAAAUGCCACCGACUGGACUUCGACCAGGACGUAGAAGACCUCAUUCGCAAAGGCUGCUAG